AUGGGUCUACCUGAGUUACUCUUCAUCGGCGCUUUAACUUUGGGAUGUGUCUUCGCAAGGCUGAAUUCUCGUCAGCCCAGUGGCUAUACACCGCAUCGAAUUGUGGGAGGUGCUGAUGUCCCACCGGGUGAACAUGUACCCUAUCAGGUUUCCCUGCAGUACAAAGCCCGCGCAGGUCAGAUGCACUUCUGCGGUGGAUCCAUAGUUGCCCCCAAUCGUAUCCUAACUGCCGCCCACUGCUGCCAGGGCUUGAAUGUGAGUCGCAUGUCCGUGGUAGCAGGAAUUCGUGGCCUAAACGAGAGGGGUUCCCGCUCCCAAGUACUGACCUACACUAUUCAUCCCAAGUACCAAGAAUUAGUGACCAGCGAUCUUGCAGUGCUGUCCAUUGACCCUGCUCUAAAGCUCAACAACGUCAGCAUCACCUCCAUUGAGUACCAAUCUAAGAAAAAGGAGUUUGUCGGAGGUGGAGUUCCUGUGACGCUUACGGGCUGGGGGCUCCGUUUGCCAGUUCCUUUUCCUUUCCUGGACGAAGUCAACUAUCCAAACGUACUUCAGCGGAUGAGUUACCACACGAUCUCAAACACGGAAUGCAAGAAUGCGGGAAUGGAGAGCGUCACGGACACGGAAAUCUGCGCAAGAGGACCUUUCAGGGGAGCCUGUUCGGGCGACUCAGGCGGACCUCUGGUUAUGCAAACGGAAAACGGUCCAAGGCAAGUUGGCAUUGUGUCCUACGGUCUGGUUGUUUGUGGACUUUACAUAUCUCCGGAUGUCUACACCCGAGUGUCAACCUUCAGCGAGUGGAUAGGAAGUCAACUGGAAUCGUAA
Drosophila rhopaloa is the source of this 825-nucleotide messenger RNA. Its product is annotated as chymotrypsin-1. Gene Ontology annotation, biological process: proteolysis. Gene Ontology annotation, molecular function: serine-type endopeptidase activity. Lineage: Eukaryota; Metazoa; Arthropoda; Insecta; Diptera; Drosophilidae. The record is from RefSeq and is a predicted model, not a curated record. The coding region runs from base 1 to 825 and encodes 274 amino acids. The transcript is spliced from 3 exons.